Molecule: messenger RNA, 534 nt
Organism: Colletotrichum fioriniae
Lineage: Eukaryota; Fungi; Ascomycota; Sordariomycetes; Glomerellales; Glomerellaceae
Product: 1,2-dihydroxy-3-keto-5-methylthiopentene dioxygenase
Biological process (GO): L-methionine metabolic process
Molecular function (GO): acireductone dioxygenase [iron(II)-requiring] activity
Source: RefSeq, a predicted model, not a curated record
AUGAAGGCUUAUUGGUAUGACGGCCUUGAUGGUGACCAGCGCCUGGCACAUGACUCUGGUAAGGAGGUUACCGUCGAAGAUCUGAAGAAGCUUGGUGUCUUUUACCACCAAAUCCCUGAUCUGGAUGGGGUCAACCAGCUGGCUUCGGACCGCGGGUACCGGAACCGAGACGAGAUUGUUGUGUCGCCGGAGAAGAUGGGCGAGAUCUACGAGGAAAAGGUUAAAUCCUUCUUCCACGAGCACUUGCACGAGGAUGAGGAAAUUCGCUAUGUUCGCGACGGUCAAGGUUUCUUUGACGUGAGAAGCGCCGACGACGCUUGGGUUCGUAUCCGUGUUGAGAAGGACGACUUAAUUAUCCUGCCUCCUGGCAUCUACCACCGCUUCACAACUGACGAGUCUAACUACAUUAAGGCAAUGAGGCUCUUCAAAGAUGAGCCUAAGUGGACCCCUUUGAACAGGACGAAGGACCUUGAUGUGAACCCGCACAGGAAAGAGUACGUUGAGCAAUACCUCCAGAACGGCUUACCAGCAUGA